AUCUUUGGAAUUUACACAAUGAACCACAAUAAUGAGCCAACUACUGAAGAUGUUCUGAAACCUGGGAAUGAAAUGGUUGCAGCGGGUUACUGUAUGUACGGAAGCUCCUGCAUGCUUGUGCUGAGUAGUGGAACAGGUGUCCACGGAUUUACCCUGGACCCAUCUCUAGGAGAGUUCAUAUUAACCCACCCAGACAUUAAGAUUCCAACUAAGGGAAACAUCUACUCAGUGAAUGAAGGCAAUGCUCAGAACUGGGAUGGUCCAACCACAAAGUAUGUAGAGAGAUGCAAGUAUCCCAAAGAUGGUUCUCCCGCAAAGUCUUUAAGAUAUGUUGGAAGUGUGCUGUAUGAAGUCUUCCCAAUGGCGUUCUUGAUGGAGCAAGCCGGAGGUCAGGCCUUCACUGGCAAGAAAAGGGCCCUAGACCUUGUCCCUGAGAAGAUCCAUGAGCGCUCUCCCAUAUUUCUUGGUAGCUAUGACGAUGUAGAGGAGAUUAAGGCUCUGUAUGCUACUGAGGAGAAGAACUAAGCUUCUCAUUCUUAUCUUUUUUUUUUUUUUAUAAAUCUUCUUUCUGUCGAAACAUACCAAAUGACUCACUUAUACCCCUAAGAAGACUUGUUCAAUAAAUAUAAUAAUAUAUAUAUAAUCUCCUUUCAAUAAA
This is a messenger RNA of Eruca vesicaria subsp. sativa (arugula), 658 nucleotides long. The record is from the annotation of a GenBank genome assembly. Lineage: Eukaryota; Viridiplantae; Streptophyta; Magnoliopsida; Brassicales; Brassicaceae.